GGCCUCUCCCAGAUCGAGUAGGGCAGUGCACUGACUUUGUGAAGGUUCCUGGAAAUACUUGUUUCAAAUGGCUCAGCAAGCGGAUGGCAUUUAUGAUGUGCCGGACGGGCCUCCUUUGAUGACUAUCAACUUGAAGCUGAGCAGCGAAAAUUCCUUUUCAGAAAUGCACCGCUCCUACGCAAGCCAGAUGGAGCGCCUACGGAAACAUCUCAAAAAGAAGUUUAAGACCCUCGUGAAGGGCAAGAGGAAGUUUCAUCUCACCCCAGAUGGGUUAGCUGUUUUCACGGUUGCAUUUACUGAUGGUGAAAGGACUGUCAGGGCGAUCAUUGAAGGAAGGCAUAUGUGGGUGAGAGGAUUCGAAACUACAGAUGGACAGGUGUAUGAGUUCAAGGAGAAGAACCAGGGACAUGAAACAAAGAAGUAUAUCAAAGGGUCAAUUUUACUUUCCCAUGGAGGAGGGUAUCCCACGCUACUACGUGAAGGCCCUCCACUUGAAAACUUUGAAGUGGGCUAUCCUGCUCUAAAAGAUAUGCUUGAUCAGCUAUCUCAUUUUGAUCCAACCAAGUCUUCUGUCAAGUCUCUGCGUGCAAUGGCGGCACUGAUAAUACACACUGCUGAGAGCAUAAAGAACAACUUCAUCUGCUUAAUUGUUCUGAAAUCGCUCGAUCCAAAGCUGGGUGCAAGGAAACAAGAGUUGACAGAUCUGGGAAAUGGAUACAUCCGUAGCUGGGCAAAGAUAUCAAAGCUAAUCCUGAGAUAUCUUCACAUUUCAACCAAGGUUUGGGAUGUAAAUGAACAGAAAAAGGUUAAAAAUGAAGAGUUCUAUAAAGUUCCAUGCUGGACAAAUGAUCCCAAGGAUGUGCUCAAUCAUAUCAUAUUCAUAAAAAGUGAUGAAUAUCUGGAUAGUGUUCUGCAUGUACAAGAUGGCCAAACACGAACCCUACCAGAUGUGCUUCAAGCUUCUAUAGGUGUGGUUGUCGUGGGAGGGGUGAACCUUGCCUUAAAUUAUGCAACAGAUAUUCCCUGUGUUGCUCAAGUGCUACUGCGAGCAACUUCAUUGUCCUCAAAUGUCCAGGUCAUUGAAGGAGAGUUUCCCAUCUACACAGACGGACACAUAGACUUGUGUACAAUGCAUCUGAAUUUGAAGAAAAAGGAAGGACAUCAAGAGGAAGUGGUUAAGUUAACACUAACAGUGAGUGCUUUGCGACAGGCGACUGCAGAUGCAAACCAAGUCCAUGAUGAGGGUGUGUACUGUAAAACGACUAAAGGAUGUGUUAAGGACAGUAAGAUGAGCACCGCACAACUGGAGCUAUAUUCAGAAAACAGAGAAUUAUUCGAUAAACUUGUAGACGAAAGAGUUGCGGAAUCUCAAGCAGAGUACCCAACGAUGGAUCCAAUGCUGCUGCUAUGCAGUAAGAAAGAGUCGCCACUAAACUUACAAGACAUUGGUGUUGGGCUGGUGUGCUGAUACUACCAUGAAAAGCAGCUGAGUUCCAGGCCAUUGGCAAUUAGAUAAUGUAAGCUGAAAGAACGAGUAUUCCUGAAAGAUGAUGAGUGCGAAGAAGUGGUCCAGGGGAUUUUAUUCUCUUGAGAGGAUAAAUUAGACAAUCGUUGCAUUUCUUGAAUGCCUUGGAAGAACAUAGGCCACUGAAAAAUCUUGAGUUCUUCAGAGACAUGUCUUGGAAAAGAUUAUGCAACUACUCUCCUGGAAAUUUUCUAUAUGGAGGAGACGUGGAAAAAUUAACUGGUGCAGUCUUGGUGACGAGAACUCAACGUUCUUGUAUGUUGCUGUAAAUUGCCAAGCGAGGAGAAAUAAAUGAGGUUGCUGGUACAUAAUGCAUCAAGCGCUUUCAUAUUUA
This is a messenger RNA of Triticum dicoccoides, 1859 nucleotides long. RefSeq lists its product as uncharacterized. Gene Ontology annotation, biological process: negative regulation of translation. NCBI's taxonomy places the organism in Eukaryota, Viridiplantae, Streptophyta, Magnoliopsida, Poales, Poaceae. The record is from RefSeq and is a predicted model, not a curated record. The transcript has 5 exons. The coding region runs from base 68 to 1468 and encodes 466 amino acids. Gene Ontology annotation, molecular function: rRNA N-glycosylase activity.